AUGGAGGAAGAUGAAGAUGAGAGGAAGGGUUGGCGACCAAAGCUCGCGGCUUUUAGUUCGCUUAACACUCGAGUCGUUCAUUCUUCUUUAGAGGAAGGUGUCGUUCUGCAGCAGGCGUCUGCUGAGUCAACCGAUGCGAACACGUCUAGCAUAUCAGCGGCACAGUUUAGUGAUAGAAGCUUUGUGUCUAAAACCAGCACAUUCUCGCGAAGUGGUACUUCUAGUUCUAGUCAGGAGGAAUGUGAGGUAGCGCAGACAACAAUAACAAGUGGUCAGUAUUUGGCAGCUGCGCGUGUAGAAACUGCACGAUCAAUGGAGAGUCUCCGUCCAAGUAAAGAUUCGUCGCCGGCGCGCCCUUCCAGCUCGUGUACGUCUGUUCGCGUACAUCGCAGCUCAUUUCUUACAGCUAGUGAAAGAGAUGUUCGCGAAACGAGAGGUGCGCCAGCACGCCGGGCUCUCUCUGGGGAGGAUAUGGGGAACGCGGAAAAAAGGCGAGGAUUGUUUGCAAGUACGGAGCGGCGCGCCUUACAACAGCUCAGCUUGCCCCCGCCUGAGAGGCGACUUACUAUUUUAAGCCCACAUAGCCCGAUGGCAACCAGUGAACUACAAUGGCCGACGCCUCCGGGUAUUCGGGGCAGGCGAAAAAAAGGAAUGGUGCUACCCAAACUAAUAUUGCCUCGCAGCGAUUCAGAUGGCUCAGAAGUUUUCUUUGAAAGCUUUGAUGUGGAGAAUGGUGGGGCUGGUGGCGGGGCGGGCGGCGCGCGGUCUCCGCUCGAGGGCGGCUCGCCAUCCGCCGCCCUCGUGCUACAGUCACUGCCGCAGCGCCGCGAAUCCUUUCUCUACCGAUCUGACUCCGACUUCGAAAUGUCACCCAAAUCCAUGUCACGUAACAGCUCCAUUGCCAGCGAAAGAUUCAAGGAUGUGGAGGCAGCACAACUGGAUAGAGCCCAUGGAGAAGACUUGAUAGUGACCCCAUUCGCUCAGGUCCUAGCCAGCCUGCGAAGUGUACGCAACAACUUUUUAUGCCUCACCAAUGUGCCCGCUUCUAAGUCUCGGAGAUCGUCGGGCGCAGCUACAGCUCCAACUCCUCAGCAAAAAAAUUUCAACUCUGGAGAUGAAGCCUACAUGAAGCUCGCUCUGGAAACAGUGGAAGAACUCGACUGGUGUUUGGACCAGCUGGAGACAAUACAAACACACCGCUCCGUUUCUGAUAUGGCAUCACUUAAGUUCAAACGGAUGCUGAACAAGGAGCUUAGCCACUUUUCGGAGUCCAGCAAAUCCGGAAACCAGAUUUCAGAGUACAUCUGCUCUACAUUUUUGGACAAACAACAAGAGCUCGAUUUGCCGUCACUACAAGUGGACGAGAGCACUGAACGCAUCAAGAAAAAAGAAAAGCCGCGUCAUGGCGGACCUGCGACUACUAUGUCACAAAUUACUGGUGUCAAGCGGACUCUCACACACACAAACAGCUUCACUGGAGAACGCGUACCACGAUACGGUGUGGAAACUCCGCACGAGGAAGAACUAGGCAAAUGUUUAGCGGAAAUUGAUCGCUGGGGUGUCGACAUAUUCCGUAUCGGAGACCUUUCUGGUGGUCGUCCGCUAACUGCGGUAGCUUAUGCUGCAUUUUCAACAAGGGAACUGCUGACUACACUUCAAAUACCUAAUAGAACGUUCCUCGCCUUUGCCGUAACACUUGAAGAACAUUACAUUCGUGACAAUCCCUUCCACAAUUCUCUUCAUGCAGCUGACGUCACACAAUCCACAAAUGUUCUCCUAAAUACACCGGCACUCGACGCCGUCUUCACACCUAUAGAAAUAUGCGCUGCUCUGUUUGCUGCCUGCGUACAUGACGUGGACCACCCGGGACUCACUAACCAAUUCCUGGUCAACUCUAGCUCCGAAUUAGCUCUAAUGUAUAAUGACGAGUCAGUCCUUGAAAAUCACCACCUCGCCGUGGCCUUUAAACUGCUGCAGAACGAUGGAUGCGAUAUAUUCGUAAACCUACACAAGAAACAGAGGCAGACGCUGAGGAAAAUGGUCAUAGACAUGGUGCUGUCGACCGAUAUGUCCAAACACAUGAGCCUUCUCGCAGAUCUGAAAACAAUGGUAGAAACUAAGAAAGUGGCCGGCAGCGGUGUUUUAUUGCUGGACAAUUACACUGACAGAAUACAAGUCUUAGAGAAUCUCGUACAUUGUGCCGAUCUGAGUAAUCCAACUAAACCUUUACCUCUGUAUAAGCGGUGGGUCGCUUUGUUAAUGGAGGAGUUCUUCCAGCAAGGAGAUCGGGAGAGAGAGCACGGGAUGGACAUCAGUCCUAUGUGUGACAGGCAUAACGCCACGAUAGAGAAAUCUCAAGUCGGUUUCAUCGACUACAUCGUGCAUCCCCUGUGGGAGACGUGGGCGGAUCUAGUCCACCCCGACGCUCAAGAUAUUCUAGACACGUUGGAAGAGAACAGGGAUUACUACCAGAGCAUGAUACCACCAUCUCCACCGCCUGCACCUAUUCAAGCGCACUCGAACGUGGACGACGAUCGCCCUGAUCAGAUCCGCUUCCAACAUUGUUUCUCUCGCCAGGUGACGCUCGAGGAGGGCGAAGGCUCGGAAGAAUGCGAGGGUGAGGGGGACGGUGGGAUGUGACGGAAGUUGUUGGGAAUCUGCAAGAAACUCUCUGAGAAGAUGCAAGUUUGGUGGAAGCUCUGGCAGUGAGCGGACUCCGCCGCCUGAGCAAGGCCCGAGGCUUGUCGGAUCACACUCGUUGACGCUUAUACCAGUUUAACCGACGAAAUGAGACGAACGCUCGGGGCUCGUGUCAUUUCGUACAUUUAUUUGUAUGUGAUUAUUCGCAGUGUUUAGAGUUACCUAACGACUAAAUAUAUCCCUCCAAUGACUGUAUCGUUCGAUUGUUUAGUGUUUUGUAACUACGUUUUUUGUCUAACCAAAGAUAUGUCUCUUUUAGUUAACUCUCGAUUUCCCUGUAUGUAGCUGGUCUCUGUAAAUUCGUGUAAGUAGAUUUAGUGUCGACGUCAUAAUGUCGAUUAAUGUAAGAACAUUGAAACGCUUAUUAAUUGGUAUGAAAGGGUAAUUUAUAUUGUCAUAUCAUCCAUAUUUCUCAUUAUAUACGGGUUCGCGCUAAUGAUGUUAAUCACAAAAUUUAUUAACAUUUAGAUAUUAUCUACGUAAACGUGAUUUAAGGUUAAAUUCUUCGAGUUCUGUCUCCUCUGGAUAUUAUAUAUUCGGUCAGUCACUUGUAAAAAGACACAGUCUACUUAGUUCAAUUGUUUUAGCGAUGGCACCUCAUUUAUCAUAAGGAUCGCAGGCGAUCCCGUUAUUUUCUCUUAGAGUAAAUUAUUAUUUUUGUAUAUUACUUAUAAACUUAGUUAUCCAAAAAUUAGUGAAUGUGAUGCGACUAACGGCUUGAGAAGUGUGAAGUACUAACAAUGGUGUGGUUUGACCAAGGCGUUGAUAAACAGGCCGGGUUUUGCAAUAGUAAUAAUUAGUAUAGAUCAAAACCUAUGCGCACAACACCAUAAUGCUUCUGUACCUGUGCGUUUGAACUAUUUUCUGUUCCUGACAAACACUGAAAUAAUCUAUAAAAUGUAUUAUUUGCAUUUCAUAGUAUCCGUUGACUUAAUUUACAAUAAGUUUUUAUUAUGAGCUGGUCUCUGUGUGUACUCAAUGCUAUUUCUUGAUUAAAUGAAUUAUUUGUUCCUAUCUAUAUUUCUGCUUUUCCUUUACUGUGUCCUGAUCAUUCAUAAUCGUGUAAGAGUGAUGGUCCAAAUAAAUACACUUUCGUAUAUAAAAUUGAACCCAAAAAAUGUGAAUUUUCUUUCUCAAGUUUAAGAAUAAGUACAUUAAACUUUAAUGUGUCGACAGACGAAAUGAAAACGCUUAUUUACUGUAUGUUGUAGAUAUGCUUAGUAAAAUUGUUUUUAAUACAUAUAUAACAAGAACCCUGUAACUCAUAUAUACCUAAUGUAGUCGUUGUCCAUGUAUUUGACACGAAAGGAGGGUUUUCGUUAUAUAUAAAGAAACAUUGUACGUAAUAAUUAAUGUUGUAUAGACUUGUGUGAGGAAUCGCACGUUUUCUAGUUCGCAGGUCUAUAAACCUAUUGGCUUUAUUCAACCUUUGUAAUUGUACCCGAUAAUAUUGAAUUAAUUAUCAUUCUAAAAUGUAACUAGUUAAUAUACUGUUGUUAUAAGGUAAUAAUGUAACCUUCUUUUUACUUAUUGUUUUUUUGAGAAAUACUAAAUUAAAAAAAAUAAUCAGAUUCAACUCACAAGCUCACUACCAAAGAACAAAGUAGGUCGUAUUGUGCAUCUGGUAUGUCACUGGUAUCAAAUUGAUUUCGUGUUUACAUAAGUAUUAAUGGGUUGGACUGAGAUAUAUAAUCAAAUAAAUCACGCACGGAAUGCCGAAAGGUUGAAUUUAAUUCAAUUAAACAAGUGUAUUAAAGCAAAACUUAUUCUGGCAACACUGUUAAAGUGACAGUUGACGCGAGGUAUUUAAUAGUCUGUGUAUUUAGUAUUAUAAAUCUCAGUUUUCCCCUUUUUGUUUCGUCAGUGAUUGAACUAACGUUAUGAUUGGAUAAUACAUAGAUUAUAAACACGGUGUUAAAGUGUGCGAUGCUGGUCAUUUGCAUUACUUUUUGUUUAUGUAUGUUAAAGUAAAUAGCUUAUAAUAGUUUAAAUGAAUCUUUGAGUUGAUUAAAAAAAUAUUAAUGUAUUUAGAAUAAAAAGAUAUGGACAAAUCUG
Pieris brassicae (large cabbage white) is the source of this 4755-nucleotide messenger RNA. RefSeq names its product cAMP-specific 3',5'-cyclic phosphodiesterase, isoforms N/G (gene dnc). The transcript has 10 exons. Gene Ontology annotation, cellular component: perinuclear region of cytoplasm; cytosol; nucleus. The record is from RefSeq and is a predicted model, not a curated record. Gene Ontology annotation, biological process: signal transduction. Gene Ontology annotation, molecular function: 3',5'-cyclic-AMP phosphodiesterase activity. The coding region runs from base 1 to 2640 and encodes 879 amino acids. Lineage: Eukaryota; Metazoa; Arthropoda; Insecta; Lepidoptera; Pieridae.